Molecule: messenger RNA, 1317 nt
Organism: Mastomys coucha (southern multimammate mouse)
Lineage: Eukaryota; Metazoa; Chordata; Mammalia; Rodentia; Muridae
Gene: Hsd17b2
Product: hydroxysteroid 17-beta dehydrogenase 2
Exons: 5
Coding region: 92-1234 (380 amino acids)
Source: RefSeq, a predicted model, not a curated record
UGCCUCUCCCUUCAUAUAAGCCGGGCUGCCUCCAGCCAGCUUUUGCACUCACACUACUCACUGGUCCAGAGCAAGUGAAGGCCAGCGGAGAAUGAGCCUGUUUUCCUCUGAGUCAGCAUGGCUCUGCUUAGCUGCCACUGCAGUGCUGGGGGGCAUGCUUCUCUGCAAAUCUCGGAGUCCAGGGCAGCUGCGGAGCCAGGUGGUGUGUCUUGCUGCCCUCUGGGGAGGUGCUUACCUGCUCAGCCUGUCCCUCCUUUGCAGCUUGUUCCUCUUAUCGGUGUCUUGCUUCCUCCUGUAUGUGCGUUCAUCUGACCAAGAUUUGUUACCUGUGGAUCAAAAGGCUGUGCUGGUGACAGGUGCUGAUUCCGGUUUCGGUCAUGGUUUGGCCAAGCACCUGGACAAGCUGGGUUUCACAGUGUUCGCUGGAGUGCUGGAUAAAGAGGGCCCGGGAGCAGAGGAAUUGAGAAAAAACUGCUCUGAGCGUCUUUUGGUGCUCCAGAUGGAUGUCACCAAGCCAGAGCAGAUAAAAGAUGCUUACAGCAAAGUCACAGAGAAGAUACAAGACCAAGGACUGUGGGCCUUAGUCAACAAUGCUGGGGUCUUCCAUUUACCAAUCGAUGCAGAACUCAUUCCCAUGACCAUCUUCAGAAAAUGCAUGGCCGUGAACUUCUUUGGGACUGUGGAGGUCACCAAGGUGUUUCUGCCUCUACUUAGAAAAUCCAAGGGGAGGCUGGUGAACAUCAGCAGUAUGGGAGGCUCGGUUCCACUUCAAAUGUUUUCAGCUUACAUCUCUACGAAGGCAGCUAUAACCAUGUUCUCAGCAGUCCUCAGACAGGAGCUUGACAAAUGGGGAAUCAAAGUUGUUACCAUCCAACCUGGGGGCUUCAGAACAAAUAUCACAGGUUCACAGGAGAGUUGGGAUAAAAUGGAGAAGGAAAUCCUGGACCACUUUCCCAAAGAGAUUCAGGAGAUCUACGGCCAGGACUAUGUCCAUGCACAGAAGCUCACACUCCCGGUCAUGCAAGAGAAGUCCAGCCAAGACAUCAGUCCUGUGCUGUGGGAUAUCCAGCAUGCCAUUUCUGCCAGGAACCCCUCUGCCUUUUAUUCCCCAGGGAGAAUGGCUUACCUGUGGAUCUGCUUUGCAGCCUAUUCCCCCACCAGCUUAUUGGACUAUCUUAUAAAAAGAAUUUUUCAUCCAGGACAGUUGCCAAGAGCUUUAAGGACAGCACGUUAGAAGAACAGGGCCCCAGUGGGGUAGGGCAUGUCACAUUCUUAAGAUGAAAGGGAAACCUCUUAUUAAACUAACUUUCUACCUCA